Molecule: messenger RNA, 771 nt
Organism: Rotaria sp. Silwood2
Lineage: Eukaryota; Metazoa; Rotifera; Eurotatoria; Philodinida; Philodinidae
Source: the annotation of a GenBank genome assembly
AUGUCUCAACGAUAUUCAAGAGAAUAUUAUGCAUAUGAACAGCGUUUCAAUGAUAGAUUUCCUUUAUCAAUUGUAGCUUUAAUAGCUAUAAUUCAAAUGUUAACUACAUUUAGUAUAAUUGGUCUUGAAAUUGGACAUAUUGUAUAUAAUAUUCGUUUAACAAAUUUAUUUGUUGGAUUUUGGGCAUCUGUUCCAUUUACUAUUUUAUGGAUUUCAAUGUUUGCUGCUGUAUGUUGUUGUCGUCGACGAAGUUGUGCUACACAUGCUGUUGUACAAAAUUUCAUUUCAUUGAUUUUUGCUAUUGCUCUCAUUGGCAUUAAUAUUGCUUUCAUUCGACGACCAAAUUAUUGCUUUUUUACUUCAGGAAUAUGUGAAAGAUUAUUUUGGCCGAAUAAUGCAGAUUUAUCAUUUGGUUGUUUUUUUGAUGAUCAUUCAGAAAGUUGUGGAAAAACUCGUUUAGCAUUAAUUAAAGCUCAGUUAGCUGCUGGUGUUCUUAUGGCAAUUACAUGCUUUAUAUAUCUUAUUGUAUAUGCUGUCGUUGCUUCACGAGCAUCACGAGUUACUCGACGUCAAAUGCAUACAGCAUCUGAUGCUGUUAUGGCUCCUGUUUAUCAACAACCAGCACCGCCAGCAAUGCGUUAUGGACAUCAACCUUAUAUAAUUUCUCCUAAUCCAUAUCAACCAUCAAUGCCUGCUGUUACCAAUAUAAAUUAUUUGCCACCAAAUCAAGAACCGACACUAUAUCCAACGAUUUCAAAUCAUCGAUUGUAA